AUGGACGCCCUCAAGGCAGAGCUCGCAAAGAAAAGAAAGGCAGCUGAAGAGGCAGCUGGAUCACGUCCGACCAAAUACAUGAGGAGAGGUGACCUGGAACGCCUGAAACAGGAGGAAGAGGCUGCAAAGAAGGAAGCUGCACGAGCAAAGGCAGAAGAGGAGGAGAGAAAGAAGCAAAAGGCGAAGGAACCAAAGGCCAGCUCCAGUACGGCCACUCCUGAAGCAAGUGGAACACCAGAGCCGACGAAUCAGUUCAACAUAUCAAAUGAAGAGGCAAUCAGGCGUCUACGAGCCAAGGGCCAACCGAUUCGUCUCUUUGGUGAAUCAGACAAGGACAGACGAUUACGUUUACGCGCCCUGGAACUGAUAGAAGAACGUGUUGGCGACAAGACCAUGGGUCAAAACGAUUUUCGAAAGGCGCUUGAAGACGUCGAGGAGGAGGAGCGCAAGAAACUGGCUCGUGUCAACCAGGCGGAAUCAAGCAAGGGGAAGGGAGAACGAAAGGAUCUGGAUAUAGAAGUGGAUCUAGCUUUGAUUAAAACCGACCCAGACAAGCUUUAUCCCGUCAUUUACUAUGCUCUCAAAAAGACGCUCGCAGACUGGGCUCAGUAUAUGGACGAAAGACCAGAAAGCGUCAAACGGACCAACCAAGGCAAGAUUGCGGCAGCGGCGCAAGUACAAUCUGGCGAGUAUCUAAAGCCGCUCUUCAAGCAGCUACGAUCGCGAUCUCUCGCCCCGGAUGUCCUCGCCAAGAUUGCAGAAAUCGUCCACUACAUGCAAAAGCGACAAUACCAAAAGGCAAACGAUGCAUACCUACGACUGAGUAUAGGAAAUGCUCCUUGGCCCAUUGGUGUCACCAUGGUUGGUAUUCACGAGCGCUCUGCACGAGAGAAGAUCUCAACGGAUCUUGUGGCUCAUGUGUUAAACGAUGAAGUCAGUCGGAAGUACAUCCAGAGCUUGAAGAGACUGCUCACAUUCUCGCAAACCAAAUAUCCGCCCGAUGACCCGUCGCAACUGAUGGGUUGA
Serendipita indica DSM 11827 is the source of this 1026-nucleotide messenger RNA. Lineage: Eukaryota; Fungi; Basidiomycota; Agaricomycetes; Sebacinales; Serendipitaceae. The record is from the annotation of a GenBank genome assembly.